This is a messenger RNA of Dichomitus squalens LYAD-421 SS1, 624 nucleotides long. RefSeq lists its product as uncharacterized. The record is from RefSeq and is a predicted model, not a curated record. The transcript has 3 exons. NCBI's taxonomy places the organism in Eukaryota, Fungi, Basidiomycota, Agaricomycetes, Polyporales, Polyporaceae. The coding region runs from base 1 to 624 and encodes 207 amino acids.
AUGCGUCUCUACUUCGUCCCGAAUGACCCCGAGCGCACGACACUAAUGUCUGCCAACGGGGUUAUCCACUACCAAGUCACUACUGUCAAAGCACGGAGAUUCACCCCAGCUAUUCUUCGUAUCAAGCGGCCCGCCAUAGACGCAAACGAGGAUACCUGUGUCGCUGAGGUCAAGUGGAAACGCGGCUUCCGCGCACACCCCGUUGUGCGAAGCCACAUCUUCGACGGGGAAAUGCAGGAACUCCAAGUGCGCCACUUCCUCUACAAGGUCGGCCGCCUUUUUUCCCCAACACGAUAUUUCCUGGGGAGCGAUGAUGAGGAGUAUAGGUGGAAGCCGCUCAAGGACACAGGUCAUGUCCUGACCCACGUCAGCUCUAGCCGCGAAGUCGCGCGCUUUGUGCAAGAGACCGUGACAGAGGGCUUCUUCCAAGGCGAAAAGAAGUGGUGUCUCUUCAUCCAACCGACCAAUCUCGACAUCGACAUGAUUGUCGUCAGCUUUAUUAUCAUGGAGAAACGGAGACGCGACCGCAUCGCGGCUGAGGGGAUGAAGACGAAGAACCAGGAUGAAGAUCGGGCUGUCGAGGGCGGCUGCGAGACUGGGGGGUCGGGCGGCGCGCUGGCGUAG